This is a messenger RNA of Bathycoccus prasinos, 1053 nucleotides long. RefSeq names its product autoinducer-2 (AI-2) modifying protein LsrG. Gene Ontology annotation, molecular function: catalytic activity. The record is from RefSeq and is a predicted model, not a curated record. The coding region runs from base 1 to 1053 and encodes 350 amino acids. Lineage: Eukaryota; Viridiplantae; Chlorophyta; Mamiellophyceae; Mamiellales; Bathycoccaceae. The transcript has a single exon.
AUGUCGUCGCUUAACUCCUCCUUCUGUUCUGUCUCGAAGACCACCACCUUCCCUCGCGCGCAGAGCGACAAAAAAAGCGCUGUUUUUUGUUCCUCCUCUUUCUUGUCUUCUUCUUCUUCCACCACCCGCGCGAGUUGUAUUCAAAGUCAACGGGGAAGUUUACGAACGCAUCGGCGGUUUUCCAAUUCCAACGCGCUAAAGAGGAAUACGAAGACCAUCAACGAGGGACUUCUGAGUGCGAAAGCGAGGACGGUCGCGAUGUCCUCCUCCUCCUCGAACGACGAGCAAGACGUGAAAGACGUGCAAAUUACGCUCGUGGAUUGUUUCGCUGAUGAAAACGACCGAGAAAAGAUGACGACGGAAACGAGGCGAAACGCACGAGAAUCCAUCAUGGAGCUGGAAAACGCGCGUUUCGACGCGUUGCGUAAAGACAACCAAUUCGUCUUAGUGGAGAUAUUUAAAGGGAAAGAAGCACUCUCAGAGCAUAAAUCUGAACCGCACUAUAAAAACUGGAACAAAAACGUGGAGUCUUUGAUGUCGAAACCUCGGGCGAAGAGAAGUUACACACCGGUGUUUCCGACCAACGAGGAUUGGAACCAGGUGAACACGCCUUUGCAAAUCGAUGAGAACGGGCAACAGAUUGAAGUUUUGGAAGGGUCCGGGACGUCGGUCGCGUGCCACGUGACGAUUACCGUGCAUAAGAAAGACUGCGCCGCGUUUGAGAAGAUUUCGAUCGAAAACGCGAUUUCCUCCAAGCUCGAAGAGGACGGCGGGUGUUUACGAUUUGACAUUUUCAAAAGAAUUUUUAGCGAAGAAGACGAAAACGAAAACGACUCCGCGGAAGAAUACUUGUUCGCGGAAGUCUUCCGGGACUCUCAAGCGCAAACAUUCCACUCGCAAACUCAGCACUCGCAAAACUGGAAAACCAAAGUCGAACCGAUGAUGGCCAAGGCGCGGACGUGGAUUCAAUUCGACCAAGUCGUGUUCCCGACGGACGAUAAAAUGUGGGCCGACGGCGACGCGUGCGAGGAAGCGUGCGAAAUGGCUUGGUAA